Carassius carassius (crucian carp) is the source of this 3655-nucleotide messenger RNA. RefSeq lists its product as uncharacterized. The transcript is spliced from 20 exons. The record is from RefSeq and is a predicted model, not a curated record. Lineage: Eukaryota; Metazoa; Chordata; Actinopteri; Cypriniformes; Cyprinidae. Gene Ontology annotation, biological process: cellular response to lipopolysaccharide; negative regulation of T cell proliferation; immune response. Bases 131 to 3106 code for a protein of 991 amino acids. Gene Ontology annotation, cellular component: external side of plasma membrane.
CACUCCACCCACAGAUGACUUCCUGCUCUCGUGAAGUAACAUGGCGUUUUGAAAUUGUGUUGAAGAUGUCCUUAAAGCAGAUCACUUUCACUUUGACGACGCAGAGAGAUGAACUGAACUUCAGCUGAACAUGGAGCUGCUUAUGCUCCUUUUAGGGACUGUUAGUCCUCUUAUAUCUGACGGGUUGACUGUGCGUGGUCCGUCUGCUCCUCUGGUGGCUCCUCUGGGAUCUUCAGUGGUUUUGCUCUGUUAUGUUGAUAAACCUUUACCAGUGGAGGAUCUGGAGGUGGAAUGGAGAAGACCAGACUCUGAGACUUUAGUUCAUCUGUAUCAGGAUGGUAAGAGUCAAACAGAAGUCCAGCAGGAGGAUUAUCAGAACAGAGCUAAUUUCUUUACUGAGGAGUUUCAACAUGGAAACUUCUCCCUCCGUUUGGACGAUCUGAGAGCUGAAGAUGAGGGACGAUACACAUGUACAGUUCACAGUCAGCAAGAGUCUGGUGAGACUGUGGUUCAAAUAAACGUUGAUGUUGAGCGUUUGCUAGUAUCAGGAUCAAGUCGCUCUAUAUCUGCGUAUGUUGGUGAAGACGUCACUCUGAACUGCUCUAUAGACUCUAACAUCACACUUCAAGACAUUGAACAGGUUUUAUGGAAAAAAACAGAUGAAGAUGAAGAUAUUAUAGUUCUGCUCUUCCAAGACCAAGUGGUUUUACCAGAGGCAACAGAUGAGCGAUACAAAGACAGAGUUGAGUUCUUCACUGCUGAAAUCCCCAAAUUAAACUUCUCUCUCAGACUGAAGAGCGUCAGAACUGAGGAUAAAGGAGUUUACAUGUGUGAGGUGUUUGCUGGAGGACUUUCAGCCAAUACAACUGUAGAACUGGAGCGACUGGGUUUCUCUGUUUUACACAUCGUGGUGUUGAUUCUCUGUAUUUCUGCAUCUGGAUCUGCUCUUCUGCUCUGCUGCCUGAUCUACUGCAGAUCACUGCAUAAAGGUUUUUUUGGCCAGCAAACGUAUAACCAUCAAUUUAAUCUGGGAUCUUCAGUGGUUUUGCCCUGUCAUGUUGAUGAAUGCUUAUUAAAGAAUAAUCUGAAAGUUGAGUGGAGAAGAAAGGACACUGAGACCUUAGUUCAUCUGUAUCAGGACGGAGAGAGUCAAGCGCAGCAGGAUUAUCAGAACAGAGCUCAUUUCUUCACUGAUCAGAUUCAGCAGGGAAACUUCUCCCUCGGGCUGGACAAACUGAGAGCUGAAGAUGCUGGAGAAUACAUAUGUAGAGUUUACAGUGACCUUUCUACAGUGACCAGGACAGCAGAGACAAGUUUGGAACCACGAUUCAAGGUGAAAGGUUCCUCUGGUAAUAAGACGGUUCCUCUUGGAGGUUCAGUGGUUUUGUCCUGUCAGGUUGACAGAAGUUUGUUAGAGAAACGUCUGAAGGUGGAGUGGAGAAGAGCAGACUCAGAGACUCUGGUUCAUCUGUAUGAAGACGGAGAGAGUCGAGCGAAUAAACAGCACAAAGAUUAUCAUCACAGAGCUCGUUUCUCUAAGAAGAAGAUUAAAGAUGGAAACUUCUCCCUCCGUCUGGACAAACUGAGAACAGAAGAUGCUGGAAAGUACACAUGUACAGUUUACAGUGAGGAGGACCGUGUGCAUUCAGCCGACGCAGAGAUUGAGAUGGGGUUUGCUGUUCAAUGUUCUCGUCACACACUCGUUCCUCUGGGAUCUUCAGUGGUUUUACCCUCUUAUAGUGAUGGACCUUUACCAGUGGAGGGUCUGAAAGUGAAAUGGAGAAGAGGAAACACUACUGUUCAUCUGUAUCAGGACGGAGAGAGUCAAGCGCAGGAGGAUUAUCAGGACAGAGCCCGUUUCUUCACUGAUGAGUUUCAGAGUGGAAACUUCUCCCUCCGUCUGGACAAUCUGAGAGCUGAAGAUGAGGGAGAAUACACAUGUACAGUUUACAGGGGUCGGAGAUCUGUGUUUACAGCCAAGACAAAUUUGGUACCAAGACUACUAGAUCCAGUCUUUCGUCUCCACAUGUCUCUAGUCUUCUGUCCAAAUCUUCUGAUGUUUCUAGCUUUCGUUCUCUGGGGUGUUUCUGAAGGAUCUGUGAGUGAGACGGUGUGUUGUUGUGCUCUUUAUUUUCUGAGACCUCUCCUGUUGCUCUGGGCAGCUCUGUAUAUUAAUACGUUUACAGGCAAAAUCAAAUCCUUGAUUCUGAAAUACAGUUAUGUGGUGGAAUAUUUAGCUCUCUCACUUGUUGUUUAUUCAGCUCUUUUUACAAGUGCUUGGCAAAAGCUUCUGAAUUAUGAUGUGUUUGACAGAGCCGUGAUAAUAGUGAUGUUUGUGAUAGUGUAUGUGUGCUGCCUCUGCAAAAUCACUUACCUUUUAGUUUCAGAGGUCUGGAAGAAAACUGGAUGGAUAGUUACAAUAUUUGAUCUUGUGGCUGAUAUGACCUUUCAAAUUCUGCCCACUUUACAAUUCAUCCUCCUCUUCUACACGUUUGGAGCCGGCGGUGAAGCAGGGAUGAUCAUGGUUGUGGUUUUACCAGUCUUACUGAUGAUGAUGACAAAUGACAGAUGGAUUUAUAGAUGCUAUUCCAGACGUGGGCUCGACUUAUCAGCUUCAGUCGUGAGGACAGUGAUGUUAAUCUUCAUAUUAGUGACGAAUGCACUGAUGAUCGGCCUUUACAUAUUCACUCUGGAAAAUCAAACAGAUCCGAUCGGAUGGGGCUGUGUGAUGGUGUUUCUGCAGAUACUCUGGACCGUUAUGUACUUCACAGAUGCUGCUUACGGUUAUCUCAGGUUGUCUCGAGAUUUCCAGCGUUUUGUGUCUGUGUAUGUGUUUGGAUCAGUGGCUGUAGUUUUACUGAACUCUGCUGCUUUAAUAACUGAACUGAUCCUCAAAACAGUGAACGGUGAUCGUAUGAUGGCAGAUCUGAGGUUCAUCGUCUUUCCUUCUGAAUGUUUGUUUGCUGUAUCUCUGCUGAUUUCUGGAUUCUCAGGAUCCAAGAUCGCAGGCUGUCUGAAGUCUUGUCAGACCAAGAUGAGAUCUACACGAGUCAGAAGAUCAUCCCAGCAGAACCAGAACACAGAGAUGAAUCCUCUGAACGCUUGAGAUCAGGAGCAGAAUCAGCCGGAUUCAGUGCUGGCUCAGACAUGACAGACAGAGAGAUUAUUAUUAUUAUUAUUAUUAUAACACACUGCUGUUUGAUCUGAAUCUCGUGCGUUUACACUGAUCUGCUGAGUUCAGUCUAAUAAUGUUAUUCUCUGUUAAUAUCACUGGUUUUACAUUGAAAGAUCUAUACUUGUGUGUGUGUGUGUGUGUGUGUAAAUAGCUGUAAAUAUAUGCAGGUUGUGUUUAAGUCAAAAUUUUUAUUUUGUAUAUAUGUGAUGCUGAUUUGUGCUUUAAAAACUAAUCCUAGCUGUAAGCAAAUGUCACUCAUGUAGAUGAAUCAGAAACACUGAGAGUGAAUAGUUAAACCUUCAGACAGUAGAUCCUUCAUUAUGACAUUAUCACAUUAUAAAAGCAUUAGGAUACACAGGCUGUUAUUUAAUUUGGGAGGUUGAGAGAUAAAGACAACAGCAUCAUCAUCAUCAUCAUCAUCAUCGUGUUUGGAGUUUGUAUUUCUACAGUGUUUGAAUUAUUAAAUAUUACUCCAGGUCA